CGAUCUUCAGAGAGCUACAUACAAGUCGAGACGCGAGAGGUGGCUUCCAUCCCGACAUAAUUGUCUUCUUCCACCUUUCACCAGUUUCCUUUUGCGUUAGGGUUUUUGGUUGCAGUCAUGGCAAGCGCUGAAAUUGGAAUACCAGCGACAUGCGGGAUAUGCUCAGACCAGUGCAAGGAGCCCCUGUUGCUGCCUUGUCUGCACUCGUCGUGCCAAUCAUGUUUGGAUGCUCCUGAGAACCAGACCGCAAACGUUGUCCACUGCAAGGCUUGUGACAAGUCCUUCGUCACCGAGGUGUCCAAUCUCCCGGCCAAUUGUUUCUUGUCGCGCUCCCUUUCCGAAAGCCAGGAGCAGAAAGUUGAGGCCACUGUAAUUUGCAACCAGCACCCGAACGUUGAGGCAGCCGAUGCCAUGUAUUGCAAGCCAUGCCGGAAAGUCAUAUGUCCGAUGUUCAACUGCAUCAAGAAAGAGCAUGCUGAUCACGAAGUCAAGCAGUUGCAAGAGUUGGUGGCUGAAACGGACGCGGUUCGCCAGAGCCUGCGCACGGCCGCCAGCCAAGUGUCCAACACGUUGAGCACGUCAGCCCGGCAAGCUAGCGAUGCCGUUAACGCUCGCCUCGACGCCCAGCGAGCGCAGAUCGAAGAAGCCCGCUGUAGUCUUCGCAAGGCGGUCGACGAUCGUGUGCAGCAGAUCAAGGACCAGCUGGAACAGGACCUGCAGCGCAUCGUCGAGUACGAAGCCACCUGCGAGAAAAGCUGCAAGUCACGGCUCCAGGAGCUCAGCACUGAGACGGAACUUGCCGACCGCUGCAUUGCUUUCGCCGAGGCUCUUGCCAAGAACGGCAAUGAGGAGGAUAUAUCGGCCUUGUCGAAGCCAGUCAUCAAAUCACUAGAGCUGCUCCGCGACAAGCCGAUACAGAACAAGCCACCGGCACUCGGUCGCAUUUCGCACGAAGAGUCGGAGGAGGACGAGACGCAAGCACAGCAGGCUCUGCGCAACCUGCUAGGCGAGCUCUCUAUCGUUCACGUCAGCGGCCGCUUCUCUACGUCCAACAUCCCCAAGGACAGCGAAGGAACCGUGCAAGCCCUGUCCGGUGCUACCGCGUCGAUGCUCGUCACUUGCCGCACGUCCGACGGCAAGACGCACGUCAGCAGUGACAAUCGCCUGUGCGCAACCUGGGAGCAAAUCCCCGAGGAGAUGGAUGAGCAGCCUGUGGUGGAGGUGAACGACAACAAUGAUGGCACAUACAAGCUCUCCUACACAUUGCCGAAGGAUGGCAAGUACAAGCUCCGCAUCGCGAUGAACGGAGAUGAGCUUGGGGACAGUCCGUACAACUUUGUGGCGUCCUGUGGCAAGUGGGGCCUUGACCCUGAGCAGUGCAGCAAGGGCGUCAGCAUCAAGGAUGAUGGCAAGAAGGUGGUGAAGAAUGCGCUAGGCCACUCCAGCAUACUGGGGCUCAUCGGCUGGGAGCAGGGCGUGCAGACCUGGCGCAUCAAGGUCUCGCAGAAGCAGAACUGCUACGCCGGCGUUGCUCUGCGCGUGCCCGAGGCCAUGACGUGGAAAGGAAGCAAGUCGCCGCCGGUCGUAUGGUGCUUCUCGUCGAACGGCUACAAAUACUCCGAUGUUGGCGUCGAAGGGAAAAUACUUGGUGAGCAAGACGGCGAUGUGGACAUCACACUCGACUGCGAUAAUCACACUCUGAAGAUGAAGAAUCUAGACACGGGCGACGAGGACGAGAUAACCGAUUUGCCAGCCGGCACCAAGUUCUACCCGUGGUUUCAUCUGUACUACAUCAAGACGUCGUUCUCAAUCAUCACCGACGACGAAUAAAUAAAUUGUGUGUAUGAGGCUGCCUGCCUGGAGUCCAAGCCGUUCCAAAGUGACAGCAGACUGGUAGAGCCGAGGGGCGUAAUGAGCCGCUCACAGCAACAUCUUACAUCAAGCUGAACUAUUAUUCAUAUCCGCAUCCGGGCUGCCUCAGUUCUCGUCAUCCUAAGCGCUUCAAGUCCGUCUUUCUUGAUUGCUUGCCUGGAAUGUCGAGACUAGUAUGGCUUAGGCUAUGAGUGUACACGACGGGUGAUGACUACAGGUACAUAAGAGAAACUAAUCGAUUUCUAAAUUGAUCAACACUUCAAAUAAUGGAUAUUCUGAGACUGAGCCGGCAACUAGAUGCCGUCUUGUCAUUCGUGUACAGGUAGGGAUCGCUCUUAACUGUUAGACCUGCACGUAUAUUUAGGGCAACGAACAUGCUUUACAAUUUCAAUGUUAUGCUCCGUCGCUAAGCCAGCUGGGCUCCUCUUGCGCCGGGCACUGGCACUCUACUGUAAAAAUAUGACUUUUAUCAGCUGUCACUAUUCUCAUCCGAUCUACUUUUCUCAGAUAUUUUCUCCUGGUACAGUCUGUAUCGGCUAUAGCGUACCCUUUUGAUUUCCGUGAUUUUAUCACUAUAACCGAUGCAUCACUAUAUGCGAUACGAUCGAUUUUUUUCGAUCGACACAUGAAAGGCAAGGAAAUACUUCCAGCAUGGCAUUUUGACAAAUGAGCAUGCUGCAUAGUUGACAGUGCCCGCAUUUCCAUAAAAAAAUCUGUUAUGUACAUGUACAUGUGUCAAUAUCAAAAUAAUCAACGUGAAGAAAGUAAAAAAAUAGGGCCUUUGAUAUUAUUGCAACAUGUAUUAUCACUAUAGCCGAUAAUAAUGUAGUGUGUUAUGCAUGUUUUGAUUCUUUGUUGCCAUCAUAAUAUCCGAUAUAUCAUUACAUCCGAUAAUAUUGGUUAUAGUGAUAUUUGUACUGGAUAAAAUAGGUUUUGCUUUUGAUAUUUCGUACCAAUAUCACUGUAGCCGAUAUAUUCUUAUAUCCGGUCACUCUAUAGCCGAUACAGACUGUAUUUUGACUUUUCGAGGCGGCCUUCAUAUCGUGUCCUAUCACUGUACCAGUUCUGUUCAGUCUAUCUCUGCUCGCAGUCUUGUGUCGUGGUUUCUUCUGCAGAGCUGAGUUUGUAUUUUGCUUGCUCCAUUUGCAGAAGCGAAUAUGGUAUCAUUUGUGGCAUGUCCAAUCCACUGCCUCCAUUGAUGCAUCCUUGUUAGAUUUUUAUCCUGCACUUCACCCUAGCAUGGAUCAAUUUUUUUGCAGUGUAUUUAGUUUAUAUGGGCAAUCAUCGUGAAUUGCCGUCUGUGCGGAACUUCAUUACAGUCAGACCUCGCUUAUCCGGUCCUCUUUAUCCGGAUCCCUCGCCAUCCGGAAGAAAAUUGUUGGUUACCGAUUUACAGCAUUUGCCAUGCAUACACACAGUAUGUGUGUUCGAUUAUCCGGUUCCC
This is a messenger RNA of Sycon ciliatum, 3316 nucleotides long. RefSeq names its product tripartite motif-containing protein 3-like. NCBI's taxonomy places the organism in Eukaryota, Metazoa, Porifera, Calcarea, Leucosolenida, Sycettidae. The transcript has 2 exons. The record is from RefSeq and is a predicted model, not a curated record. The coding region runs from base 118 to 1830 and encodes 570 amino acids.